This is a messenger RNA of Prunus dulcis (almond), 1018 nucleotides long. Its product is annotated as ethylene-responsive transcription factor ERN1-like. The transcript has a single exon. Gene Ontology annotation, biological process: regulation of DNA-templated transcription. Gene Ontology annotation, molecular function: DNA binding; DNA-binding transcription factor activity. The record is from RefSeq and is a predicted model, not a curated record. The coding region runs from base 161 to 835 and encodes 224 amino acids. NCBI's taxonomy places the organism in Eukaryota, Viridiplantae, Streptophyta, Magnoliopsida, Rosales, Rosaceae.
UUAUUACUUGGUGGAAAAAACAAACCCAGAUGAGACAAUCAACGUGCCAUGAUCCCUGUCAUCAUUCUUAUAGUACUCACUAAUUCUAUAAUAAUACAUAAUUAAAGAUGCCUUCCCUUUCGUUUUAAAGCUAAACCAACCCUUGUAAUCUCCUACUCUCAUGGACAGCUUAGACAGCACAAAAGUCCGAGCUGAUGACCAAUUCCAAACAGAAACUUUCCAAGAAAAUAAAGAGAGAAUUAGUGCCAUGAGAAAAGUGAACAGCAAUAAUAUUAGUGGGAAAAGGUUCCUUGGAGUGAGACAAAGGCCAUCAGGAAGAUGGGUUGCUGAGAUCAAGGACUCUUCACAGAAGCUGAGGUUGUGGUUAGGGACUUUUGAUAAAGCAGAGGAGGCUGCAUUGGCUUAUGAUAAGGCUGCUAGGCUUCUAAGAGGAAGGAAUGCAAAGACCAACUUUCCAUGUCACAUCAUGAAUACCCAUGAAGAAAAUUGCAGCAUCUUGAGAAAGAAUCCGAAGCUUUAUCAGCUCCUUCAGCAUGCAAUCAUGAAGAACCAUGCAAUUGCAAGAUCCUCGUCUAUGAAGAUUAAUCCAUGGGAUCGAAACCAAAUAAGAGGAAUCGAUUUCGAUACACUUGUUGAAGAAACAAUAGUUUGUUCUUCAAGUGGUAAUACCUCUGGUCAAGAUCAUGAUGAUCAUGAGGAUAGAAAUAAGCUUUGUGCACUUUCAUUUGGUAGUUGUAAAGUUUAUUCCUCUGUUGUUGUAGCUCCUUCUUUCAGUGCUUCUUCUCAAACUCAAUGUCAACAGGCGCAUGAAGAAAAAGGUUAUCAAGAGGCUUAAUUAUAUAUUAUUCACUUUGUCAGCUCUGUGUUUCGUCAUAGCUUAGCUAAGCAAAUUGGGUUGUUAAGGGAUCUUUAUUUCGUGAUCAAUCAUCAAUAUGAGAAACAAGAAAACAAUUCAAGGUACUCCUUGUAAUUAAACUGUGUUAUUUUGUUAUUUUUGAGUUUGGAAAUGAUUAAUUUA